UCCCGUCUCAACAGGACCCAACCUGCAGGCAACCGCAGGGGCGUGGGCGUCUGUGAAAGGCAGCCGAACCUGCAAAGCCACUGGCUGAGGAGGCCCCCUGCUCCUUCUUAAACUCCGAUAAUUCAACCUAGGACUAGAAAGCCAGGCAGCCAGAACCUCUUUUGGGUCCUCCACUUGUCCUUCCAGUGCCGGAAAGAAGAACCCAGCCCUGCCGCCCCGACCAUCUUACCCGCACACCUUUCCAGAAUGGCUGACCAGCUGACUGAGGAACAGAUAGCCACUUUCAAGGAGGCUUUCUCUCUGUUUGACAAGGAUGGAGACGGCAGCAUCACCACCCAGGAGCUGGGUACUGUCAUGAGGUCCCUGGGCCAGAACCCUACCGAGGCGAAGCUCCAGGACAUGGUGAGGGAGAUUGACAGGGAUGGCAGUGGCACUGUGGACUUCUCUGAGUUCCUGGGCAUGAUGAUCAGGCAGAUGAAGGACACGCACAGUGAGGAGGAGGUCCGGGAAGCCUUCCGUGUGUUUGACAAAGAUGGUAACGGCUAUGUCAGUGCUGCUGAGCUGAGACACGUGAUGACCAGGCUGGGAGAGAAGCUGAGCGAUGAGGAAGUAGAGGAAAUGAUCCGGUCAGCAGACAUAGAUGGAGACGGACAGGUGAACUACGAGGAGUUUGUCCAUAUGCUGCUGUCUAAGUAAGGCUGUGUGAGGGGCUGCAUGCUACGCUGAACAGGGGCCCCCUCUCCCUGCAGCAACAUCAGACACCCCUGUUUGUUCCUCAGCUCCUCCAGCUUUCUCCAGGCAUGGUUGCUUUCCAGGCAAGGUUAAUUCUCCACUCUGCAUCUCCUCCUUUCCGCUACCUUCCACUUGCUUCCUUCUAGAAGGGCACAGAACACCUUCAAGCCUAAGGAACCAUGAAAUCCUCCCAUUACUGAGCUGAACAACAGCCCCAAGGACAGUGAAGGCUGGGCUGACUCUGACAUCAUCUGCCAAUCCUAUGUCUCCCUGAGAAGGAUCCCUACAGACACUCAACAUCAGGACCCCUGCAGCUCCCAGUUCCUAUCAGAAUUCUUAGAGCUUCUUGGAGCCUCUUGGACUGAAAAAAAAUUCACCUGCUGUCGUAUUUGGGGGAGGGGGAGAGAAACAUCUGGAGGUUGGAGGGGGAAAUGUGAUGGAGACUUUGAUAGCUGCAGUCUGGGAAACAUUAAUUUCUGUCCACACAGCACUUGCUGGCUC
Ochotona curzoniae (black-lipped pika) is the source of this 1233-nucleotide messenger RNA. It is a transcript of the gene CALML3, whose product is annotated as calmodulin like 3. Gene Ontology annotation, molecular function: calcium ion binding; enzyme regulator activity. The transcript has a single exon. The record is from RefSeq and is a predicted model, not a curated record. NCBI's taxonomy places the organism in Eukaryota, Metazoa, Chordata, Mammalia, Lagomorpha, Ochotonidae. Bases 247 to 696 code for a protein of 149 amino acids.